Molecule: messenger RNA, 980 nt
Organism: Gossypium arboreum
Lineage: Eukaryota; Viridiplantae; Streptophyta; Magnoliopsida; Malvales; Malvaceae
Biological process (GO): ubiquitin-dependent protein catabolic process
Cellular component (GO): elongin complex
Molecular function (GO): protein-macromolecule adaptor activity
Source: RefSeq, a predicted model, not a curated record
UCUUAGUUUACCCUAAAAUGCUCAAUGCCAAUUAAUCAAAACGUGAUAUAUGGAUAGUUUUUGAAGUAAACAAAAACAAAAUGAUAGGUUAACUAUCAAGAUGGAUACCAAACUGAAAAAAAUGAUAUAAUUGAAGGGUUAGAUUGUGAAUAAACCAAGAAAAGAAACCCGGAAACGGAAGUUUGUUUCCCGAGCAAGUCAUCAUCGGCCCCAAAAAACAAUAACCCAAAAUCUGGAAUAGCCGGAAAUCUACCGACGAUUAAAGAACCCUCUCCCGAUCUAAUUACACUGCAUUUAAAUCGGAUAGAGAGAAAGAGAAAACAACAUGAAGAGAAAAGAUACAGUCAAACUCAUCAGCGCUGACGAGAGAUUUAUUAUUGACAAGGACGCUGCCAUGGUUUCUCAGACCAUCGGUAACAUGCUUACAUCACCAGGAGGUUUUGCGGAGAUGGAGCUUGGAGAAGUGACUUUUCCGGAGAUAAGCGCUGUGAUUCUUGAGAAGAUCUGUCAGUAUUUUUAUUGGGCUCUUCAAUAUUCAAGGGGUAAAGAGACUGAGUUUCACAUUGAACCCGAACUGACUCUGGAGCUGAUGAUGGCUCCUAAUUAUCUCCAUACAUAGCUGAUUGCUUUUGUAGCAAUGAACCAAUAAUGUUGUUAUUUUUCUUACAAGUGUCAUUGACAGUUAUUAAAGCUGCAUGGUGAGGCUGGAAUGACUUUGCGUGAAGGACAAGUAGGGGAAUAUUCUUGUUUUUGAAUCUUUUGCAGUGACUAUUGUUCAAGGACAUCAGCAGCAUCCCGGAUAACAUCUGAAGAUGUUAUUUUCUUGUAUUAUUGGCUAUGAACUGCAAGAAACGUUCUGGUGUUUGAAAUUUAGAAACAGGCAGAUACUUGAAUUGAAAGGGCCGAAGCCAAGGGCACUAAGUCUUGCUGUAAGAAAUAUAAUUUUCUUGUAUCAAUGAUUCAAAGGCCAUCACCAAAUA